CAAAUAGGGGAAGUCGCUUAAAGGGAUUUUAGUAUUUGUCUUCGUCUUCGUGAGUGAAUGGGAUUUUGCGGUCAACCAGAAUGGCGCCACGUAGCCAACAACUGCACGAGCGUCUCCGUACGAGUCUGGCACCUGUCUUGGUCGUACAAUUACUACGCUAUGCUGCUGCUGACACCUUGUCUCUGCAAGCGAAAACCGACGCCGCUUUCGUUGCCGAAAAAUUUUAGUCCUUGCGUUUCUUUUUCUUCGUCAAAUUCCGGUCAUUUUCUUCGGAUCCAUUGCCUAAUUCACGUGACUGAAAUUCUUGUGAUUUUUUCUUUGGUCCAAGGAAGGAAAGUGAAAGAAGGAAGACAUCCUCGAUUUGCAAAGCGGGUGGUAUUUGGGAGGUGUCGCUUCUGUUUUGGGCGGUGAUGGGUUGGCGCUACAAUGUUGGGUUGGUUUUGAUUGGCACCGUUGUUUUCAUUUGGGUCGCCUCUGCUGAAGUUACUCAGAGAAUUUUUGAGGAGUAUACACAACCAUUUGGUCUGACAUACCUGGGAGUGUCUCUAAUGGCCAUCUACCUACCGAUAGCAAUUCUUAAAGAUUGGAUAUGCAGAUUACUGAGUAAAACUUUGCUCAAGAGCCUUCAGAGUGACAGGCCUUUCUUGAGCUCUUCCAUUGGAGUAAGCAUUCCUCUUAGAGUCAAUGAUCUUAAACCAGGUGAAGAUCUUAAGGGCUGCUUAAUUACUGACACGGAUUUCAGUCAAGCUGAAGAAGGACGAUCUCGGAUACACAAGGGCGGGGAAGAUGAGUUGCCUUUUCUUAUUGAGAAGUCAGAGCUCAGUUCAUGGGAGAUUGUAAAAACUAGCUGUUAUCUUGCUCCUAUAUGGUUUAUGACAGAGUAUUUUUCAAACUCUGCGCUGGCAAACACUAGUGUUGCUAGCACGACUGUUUUGACAUCUACAUCAGGACUCUUCACACUUUUCUUUGGAGUAGUUCUUGGUCAGGACUCCAUAAACAUUGCGAAGAUUAUAGCUGUCUGUAUCAGUAUGACUGGUGUUGCAAUGACUACAAUUGGAAAAACUUGGGCCCGUGAUGAAGUACUGAGCGUCUCUGAGCAUGCAAAGCAUUCCAUCAUUGGCGACAUUUUUGGUCUUCUCUCAGCAUUGUCAUAUGCCUUAUUUACAGUACUGCUAAGGAAAUCUGCUGGUUCAGAUGGAGAAAAGGUUGACGUGCAGAAGUUUUUCGGAUACAUUGGAUUGUUUACCCUUGUUGGCCUUUGGUGGCUUGUAUGGCCGCUGAAUGUUGUGGGGAUGGAACCACAUUUCAGGUUCCCAGAGUCCGUAUCACUUGGUGAGGUGCUGCUGUUAAAUGGCUUUAUGGGGAGUGUUCUUUCAGAUUAUUUUUGGGCCCUUUCUGUGGUAUGGACAACUCCACUGGUUGCAACUCUAGGCAUGUCGCUGACAAUACCCCUCGCCAUGCUAGCCGAUAUGGUGUUGCAUGGUCGCCACUUCUCUGCUAUCUACAUCCUCGGGUGCAUUCAGGUUUUUGCGGGAUUCGUUUUAGCAAACCUGUCCGACAAGCAUUCUUGUGAAGAAGAUGAACAGUUAGUAGCGUAGUCUUGGAUGAGCCGAUCUUCAACGCGUUGACUGACUAAUACAUUUUUGCUGCUUCUGCUGUUGUUAUUGUUGCUGUUUGUUGUAUUUCGAGUGAAAAGUGUAACCUUUUUCAAAGUUUUAGCCUGAUUUAGAGCCUCUUUUGCUGUAGCAUAAGCUCUCAAAACUUUCUUGUUGUAUGAUAAGAGCAGGGUGGUUAAAACUUAAAAGCCCCUAAAUUGUGAAAUGUCAUUUCCAUUUAGUUGGAGCAAUGAUUCCUUUGACCUUCCUCUUUCUCAAACACUCUUCCACCCUGUCGUAGAAGUUGGCUUUCCAAUUCCCAUACUUUAUUCAGCAUCAGAGAAACCAACGUAUUACUAAGAUAGCUUCUUGAUUGUGAUGUGUGGGAGCUGUUUUCUGGGGCUGGUUGGCAUUAGGUCUUAUUCUGGCAUGAGGUGAGAAGU
Diospyros lotus (date-plum) is the source of this 2038-nucleotide messenger RNA. RefSeq names its product thiamine-repressible mitochondrial transport protein THI74-like. Gene Ontology annotation, biological process: regulation of peptide transport. The record is from RefSeq and is a predicted model, not a curated record. Gene Ontology annotation, cellular component: membrane. NCBI's taxonomy places the organism in Eukaryota, Viridiplantae, Streptophyta, Magnoliopsida, Ericales, Ebenaceae. Bases 411 to 1598 code for a protein of 395 amino acids. The transcript has 8 exons.